AGCUACCACUGUAAUUUCUAUGGACCUCUACGGACAACUUCUGUGAAUUUCAAAUAGCCCGAAAUGAGAAGCAGAUCCCCUGUGUCUCAUACCGGUAUUCACAGCCCUGUGGAGUCUCUGCAAUGUGAUCGACCGACCAAGAACCGUCCUGACGAGCACUUUCACUGUGUCAUCUUCUAAAGAGAGUUCCUGAAUAGACUCGCUACCGAAACACUUACUUGACUCGACGCACUGCUGAAUUACACACGCGGAUUUUAAGUGGUGCAUUUUUUUCUGUAGAGUAUCGAAUUAUUUGAUAGAAAAUGUCAGAAGUCAGUAUCGGAAGGAAAAAGGAAAAAUGCGAGAAUUGUACCAAACAGUGCAACAAGAAACAGAGUGAUGAAGGAAUAAACUCACUGCAGGAGAAAGAUGUCGCCAAUGGAGAGGUGCGAGAUACCACGCAGCCUGUCUUACUGAGUGCCUGUCUGUCUUGUGAGGGCUGCCUCUCUGAAGACGAGAGUUACAGAAUCUCUCAACAGAACCUGGAGGAGAUCAACCGUGUACUAGCCCUCAGAGAGAAGUGUGACACGUCGAAGCACAAGGUGUUGGUGGUGUCUGUGUGUCCUCAGUCCUUGCCUUUCUUCGCCGUUAAGUUUGGCCUGGACGUCCCCGAGGCAGCGCAGAAAAUCUGUGGUUUUCUGAAGAGUGUGGGGGUGCGUUACGUAUUUGACACCAUGUUAGCUGCUAGCUUUAGCAUCCUGGAGAGCCAGAGGGAGUUUGUGCAGAGGUUCCGACGGCGUCACCACGAUGCCAACGCUGUGCCAAUGUUCACCUCCUCCUGCCCUGGAUGGAUCCGGUAUGCAGAGCGUGUUCUCGGCAGUCUGGUCACUCCACACAUCUGUACAGCACGAUCCCCACAGCAGAUCAUGGGAUCUCUGGUCAAAGACUACUUCUCUAAACAACAGAAACUGAACUCUGAACAGGUGUACCAUGUGGUGGUGGCACCAUGUUUUGAUAAGAAGUUGGAGGCUGUGAGGGAUGAGUUCUACAGCAGUCUUCUGGAGACUCAAGAUGUUGACUGUGUACUGACCUCAGGGGAAAUUCUGCAGCUGAUGCAACAAUACAAAGUUUCAGUGGAGGAUGUGGACUCUGUCCCUCUGGACCAUGUGUUCGGAGAGGCUGGAGAACCGGCCCUGGCGAGACACGAGGGGCGUGGCUCUGAGGGCUUUCUGGAACACAUCUUCAAACACGCCGCCAAAGAGCUGUUCGGCCUGGACGUGCAAGACAUCGUCUACAAGACACUCAGGAACCGAGACUUCCAAGAGGUGACGCUGGAAAAAGACGGAGAGACGUUACUCCAGUUCGCUGCCGUGUAUGGCUUCCGGAACAUUCAGACUCUGGUUCACAGAAUGAGGAAGGGGAGGGUGCCGUACCAACUGGUGGAGGUUUUGUCCUGUCCCGGAGGUUGUUUGAGCGGUCGAGGGCAGGCGGAAGGGGAUGGGGGGAAACCUGACCGGCCGCUGGUGCAGCAGAUGGAGGAAGCCUAUAGCAGUCUACCCGUCCGUCUCCCUCAGCUGAAUCCUGCCGUCGAGAGGCUGUACCAAGACUGGCUGGAUGGCCAGGACUCACCCCGCGCACAACAAAUCCUCCACACACACUACAAUAGCCAAACACAGCCCCCGACACACACACUGCCCCCGGACAUUCAGUGGUGAAAGGAACAGACCCACGCGGUGGAAAACUGGUUUUAAAGGACCAUUGGUCAGGCUGUGUGUUUAAAAAAAUGGGUGUAGGCUGAGUGUGUUACACACCACAGCACUGUCUGUUAAAAAAAAGGCUAAAAAUCUGAAGAACAGGUCCCCUGUCCCAGUGAUGAAAUAAGCUAAAAGCUGUGAACAGUUGUGGACCGAGCUAGUUUAGCUAGCUAGCUAAUUGGAGACGCUCUGGUUGACUGGACAUUACAUUUGUUCAUGUUAUCAAAGGUGCAAAAAAGGAGACGACAGCAAUGUUGGUGUCACCUGGUAUGUUCUUCCUAAACGAUUUAGUUGUAUGAACUAUCACUUCGACUCUGUCCAUACAUGCGGAAAGCUUGGAAGUAAGGCAAAUAUUGUCGAUAUGAAAUUUGACGACUCUGGCGGUAAAGUGACCGGAUGUCAGCCGUUUGUCGGCGCGUGUUCAAGCCGACGGCAAAAGUCACUGCUGCAGCUAUCAUUAAUCUCCUAACGAUGCAUGAUAUCACCCUUCACUCAUACCGUCCUACGAACCUAUUUCGCUAUGCAGUAACAUCUGAAUAAGGGGGAUGGUUAUUCGAAAAUGGUACCUCCAUUUUUAACCUUGUCG
Chanos chanos (milkfish) is the source of this 2319-nucleotide messenger RNA. RefSeq names its product nuclear prelamin A recognition factor (gene narf). The transcript is spliced from 12 exons. The coding region runs from base 303 to 1694 and encodes 463 amino acids. The record is from RefSeq and is a predicted model, not a curated record. NCBI's taxonomy places the organism in Eukaryota, Metazoa, Chordata, Actinopteri, Gonorynchiformes, Chanidae.